Molecule: messenger RNA, 1593 nt
Organism: Thamnophis sirtalis
Lineage: Eukaryota; Metazoa; Chordata; Lepidosauria; Squamata; Natricidae
Gene: SKA3
Product: spindle and kinetochore associated complex subunit 3
Biological process (GO): chromosome segregation; mitotic cell cycle
Cellular component (GO): outer kinetochore; kinetochore; spindle microtubule
Source: RefSeq, a predicted model, not a curated record
GCCGCGAAAGGAAAGAAGUUGGCCGCGGCCGUCCUGAGGCGAAAGAGCGGCGCCCGUUGUGGCUGCGGUCUUGGCGAGCUGCGGAGUCGUGUUCCUCCCGCAUUUCGGCGGCUCCUGCGAACGGCCGGAGGUCCCUUGGAAAAUUGGCCAUCCCUCAAAUAUCCUAACUUGAUGCAAGAUAAGACUUUGUAAUAACCUUCAUCCUGAAUUGCACCCAGAGCCAACUGGCCACACUAAAUCUUUCUGCCUGCACUGAUCUAUUCUAGACCAGAAACAACCUGUUAGCUUUCCUUCAGUAUGGAUGUAACAGGAACAUUCUUCAACAAACUGCGAACUUUGGCAGUCACUUUGGAGAAGCAGGCUGAGCAAUUUAAGCAAAUUUUACUGGAAGAUGAAGAAUUUGAAGAUGAUUCUCCAAUGAGAUAUCUACAUGAACUGUACUCUGAAGCAAGAACACUAAAGGCUGAUGCUGAUAAUAUCCUACAUACAAGUUCUUCAGAAAGAGAUGCCACAUACGACUUCAUAAAGGCCAGUAAAGUUCUGAUGAAGAGAAAUGCAACCAAUCUUGAAAAAAUACGAGAUCUCUUUCAGAAAUAUGGUUACAAGCCACUUAUUGGCAAGAAUGAAGCCAUAAAGGUUGAGGAUGAAAUCAACGCUGGAUCAGCUUUAUCUGAUCAAAUAGAACCCAAACCUCUUGAUUUUCCUCAAAAAUCAUCUGGAGCUCAAAGUGUCCUGGAAACUCCUCAACUUUCAGAUUUUGGGCUUUCAAAAUAUGCCUUUCCAAGUUCUUCAGAUACAGUACACAUUCCACAUAGCCAGAACGAAGAGGUGAAAGCGGAUAAAUCUGAAUACUUGUUACCCAAAAUAGAAUAUUACAAUAUCCACGAACGUGAUCUGUCUGUAAAUGAUGAAACCACAAAUUUAAUGGACGACCAAACAAUCUUUUUGCUUAAUAAAGCAAGAAAAAAUAGAUCAGCAGGGGCGAUGGUAUUAAAUCAGAAUCUGUCAGCGCUCAGGCAAUCAAAUGAAGCAUGUGAUAAUGAGUCUUUCGCUUCACCUGUUAUACCUGAGUUCCGCACACCUGGAGUGAAAAUUCCCCACAGAAAGACCACUGUUUUAUCAGAGUCUCAAGAAAGUAAUCGUUUGGAUGUUCCUAAACACACAACAGAAAUACCUCCACUUGAUACAAGAUCUAAGCAAAUACAACCUAUGCAUGUUGAACCUAUCCUGGAUUCAGAAAAAUAUCUGGAAUGUGCUGAAGAACCUUCCCUUCCAGCAACGUCAGUAUAUGAGGACCUCUUCAGUUCACCAUUACCACCACCUGAAAUAACUGUAAUUCCAAAGAACCUUAUGCAGAUUUUAUCCCGGUACAAUCCAAAUAUUGAAGUACCCAGGUCAGCAGCUAAAGGAACUGAAGAAAAAAAUGCUUCACAAUUUGAAGAAAAGCAAUUUCUUUGUACUGAUAACAAAGAAAACAGAAAAUUCUCUGGAUGAAAUGAAGAUUAAAUCUGAGUUUUUUUCAACUACCCUGUUUAAGGUUUCUUUACUUUGUGAAGUAUAACUGUUUCAUUUUAAACUAUUCAAUCAUUUUUA